GUUAUUUCUGAACUCACUCUUACCUAUAAGUUAUAAUGUAGGAAAUACUGUUCGCUUACGAUAGCCUGUCUUUCAUUUUGGAUAAAAAGGAUCAUGCUACGGAAAAAAUAAGUUUUAGUCAGUAGAAAUUGUGACUGUUUAUGUUCUAGAAAAUAUUUAAGUAUUAAAAUAACAUGUUUAACAUAUCGAAUAUGCCAAUGUUCAACAAUAUUGCGCGGGGUGUGCUUAUUUUAUGCAUCUUCAAACAAGCGCUUAGUGCUGAGCGAAAACCGAACAUCGUUGUCUUUAUUGCGGAUGAUUUAGGAUACGCUGAUCUCGGUUGUUAUGGCAACAACACACUUAAGACGCCGCAUAUUGACAGUUUGGCGCGUGAUGGUGUGCGUCUGACGCACCAUGUUGCAACAGCAAGCGUCUGUACACCAAGCAGAGCGGCGCUGCUCACCGGAAGGCACCAGAUGAGGUCGGGGUUGGCGCCGUCGACGAAUAUUCGAAUCAAUUUCUGGGUUGGGUCGCGAGGCGGGUUGCCGCCUUCAGAGAUUACAUUUGCAGAGCUUACCGAACAGGCUGGAUACAGAAAUGCUCUUAUAGGUAAAUGGCAUCUUGGCAAUCACAGAGACCGUCCAGGAGACCACGCCCACCAUCCCCUUUCUCAGGGCUUUCACUACUUUUAUGGACUACUUGGGACCAACUUCGAUGACUUCGCAAACGACGGCUCCAAAGUCGUCCUUAAGCAGAGGCCAUACUUCAAUAUUCAAAUAUUGGCCUCGUGGCUGUCUAUUGUGGCAUGCCUGAUUUAUGCGUACAGAGCGAAAUACAUUGGCGUGUUUUUGUUCGCGGUGUUGGUCUUUUCUCUAACCGCCAUCUGCUGGUAUCUGUACUACAUAAUGAAUAACCUAUAUUUUCUUAACAGCAUGCUUCAUAGAAACCAUGACAUUGUAGAACAACCCGCAGAGCUGGUCGGUCUUAGCAAACGACUCGUGCACGAGGGGUUGGAGUUCAUCACGAAUUCCUCCGGCGCUGACUCGCCGUUCUUGCUCGUGAUGUCAUUUGUGCACGUGCACACGGUAUUGCGCGUGUCGCGUGACUGGGAUGGCUCAUCAGCGCACGGGAUUUUCGGUGACGCCGUACAAGAAAUGGACUGGUCCGUUGGGCAGAUACUAGAUGCUUUGGACUCGUCCGGUCAACGGGAUAAUACACUCGUAUACUUUACCUCCGACCAUGGGGCUCAUAAAGAGCUUGGUGUCCAUGGCGGAUGUAAUGGCGUAUUUAAAGGUGGAAAGUCGCAUGGAGCACCGGAAGGCGGUAUAAGAGUACCGGGGAUCUUCCGAUGGCCGGCCGUACUUCCGGCUGGGCGGACGGUUGAUGCACCGGUGUCCCUGAUGGACUUGUUUCCCCUAGUAGCUAAGGCAGCUGGAAUAUCCCUUCCCGAUGACCGUGCCAUUGACGGACGUGAUGUUCUACCGCUAUUGAAGGGAGAUACUGACGUCACACCCCACGAGUUUAUGUUCCAUUAUUGUGGGUCGAUACUUGCUGCUGUCAGAUAUAUACCUAAAACAGGUGGGCGUGUCUGGAAACAAGUGAGCCACAUGCCGAACUAUUUACCAGGGACCGAUGUCUGUAAAUUUGGGUGUCGGUGUAGUGACCUGAUUCUCCAAGAUCCGCCCCUUAUUUAUGAAGUCAUAUCCGACCCAUCGGAGUCACACCCGAUUGACUCUCAGUCUGUUGAAUAUGCCGAUAUAAGUAAAAAAGUUGAGGCCGCAAUUAAAGUACAUGAGGCUUCGUUAGAACCCGUUGAAAGCAUGUUUUCUUAUACAAAUGUAUUAUGGAGAUACACUUACCAAGAGUGUUGUAAUGGAACAUUUCCGUUUUAUUGCCAAUGUUCAGAUAGUAAAUAUUCAAAUAAAUUUUAUGUAUGACAUUUCCAUACUAUUUCCGUUUAAAUGCUAAUGUUCAGAUUGUAAAUAUUCAAAUAAAUUUUAUGUAUGACAUUUCCAUACUAUUUCCGUUUAAAUGCCAAUGUUUGACAUUUCCAUAUUAUUUAUGUGAAUAUAGAAACAAGACAAAUGAGUUGUAUGUAUGACAUGCUAUUAUUUAUGUCUAAAUGUCAUUGUUCAGAUAGAAAAUAUUCAAAUGAGUUUUAUUUAUGACAUAACAUUGCUAUUUCCAUAUAAAUACCAAUGUUCAUAUAGUAAAUAUUCAAAUGAGUUUUAUGGAUGACAUAACUAUUCUAUUUUCGUUUAAAUGUCAAUGUUCAGAUAGGUAAUAUCCAAAUGAGUUUUAUGUAUGACAUUACUAUACUAUUUUCGUUUAGAUCGUAAACAUUCAAAGAGUUUUAUGUAUGACACAACCAGAUCAUUUCCGUUUAUAUAUAUACCAUGUAUGUAUGACAUGAUUAUUAUUUGUCUGUUUUAAUGUAAUUGUUCAGAGAGUAAACAUACAAAAUAGUUGCAUGUAUGAUAUGAUUUUAACGGUCUGAAUACUUCUAUUACAAAUAACAAACACAUUUGCCGGGGCAGGACAUGCGAUUUAUUUCUUGAAAGAAUGUGAGCAGUUCACUAGCUUAGCGCAUACAACAUCGUUACAACAAUAUACAACAUCUAGGCAAAUCGAUUUCUACGAAAAUUUGCUUUUAGUUUUAGCAUUCUGUUAAACUACAAACUAUAUGCAAAGAUACUAUGGGUCAGAUUAAAAACCAGACAUAAACUUCGCCCCAACAAUAGACUAUACAAUUCUCUGGAAAACUGUUCCCACAAUAUCUUAAGGCAUGCCAUAUAAUUAUACUUUUUUACAAACCACAUACAAUUUGCGAAUAUAAUUGUGUCAUGCUUUAAGACAACAUUGCAUUAUCGGUACAUUUCUUUUACAAAAUCUAUCUUAUAUUGUAAAAUAACAUGACCUGAAUUUGAUUGCAUGGAAAGUUGAC
This is a messenger RNA of Mya arenaria, 2923 nucleotides long. RefSeq names its product steryl-sulfatase-like. NCBI's taxonomy places the organism in Eukaryota, Metazoa, Mollusca, Bivalvia, Myida, Myidae. The transcript is spliced from 5 exons. Bases 174 to 1916 code for a protein of 580 amino acids. Gene Ontology annotation, molecular function: arylsulfatase activity. The record is from RefSeq and is a predicted model, not a curated record.